This is a messenger RNA of Triticum dicoccoides, 1014 nucleotides long. RefSeq names its product auxin-responsive protein SAUR36-like. NCBI's taxonomy places the organism in Eukaryota, Viridiplantae, Streptophyta, Magnoliopsida, Poales, Poaceae. The transcript has a single exon. The record is from RefSeq and is a predicted model, not a curated record. Gene Ontology annotation, biological process: response to auxin. The coding region runs from base 466 to 885 and encodes 139 amino acids.
UAAGGCAUGCCCAGAAACCACGGGUUCCAUCAGCCAUCAGCCCUCUCAUGCCCAAACACAUUUGAGACAUGCUGGUAUGGAUGGCUGGUCAUAUAAUUUUUUUAGCUUAAUGCCUCUAACAGGUGAAGUAAUCAGUCUACAGUACAUCAGCUAUCAUGGAGCUGGAAGCGUUGGCUCCACCCCACCCCUUACUGAUAACCCAAAAUCUGGUCCCAAAAAAAUCUGAUCAAAUGAUUUAUCACAUUGUCUGCGGCUGCAACAUUGCAUGCAGAGCACUCAUGGCCUUGUCUCCUGUAGUCCUGCCCACUACCUUUUCUGGUAGCUACACAUAACCCAUCCCUUGAACUAUAAAUCCAUGACCUGCUCAACACAACUUCUUCAUCUGCAAACAACACCGCAAUCUGUGAAAAGCUCCAUCACAUCAUCAGAGCAGAAGUGCAGUUUAGCCAAGAACAUAUAACAGCCAUGAUCCAUUCAAAGAAGCUUGCUCAACUUGCCAAGAAGUGGCAGAGGAUGGUGGCAGCUGGUGGCCAGCAGACUGCAGACACCGACGGGUGCUGCAGCACUGCUUCUGUUGCAGACAGGGGCCACUGUGUCAUGUACACUGUUGAUGGAUCACGGUUCGAGGUCCCUUUGGUGUACCUUGGCACAAUGGUCUUCGGUGAGCUCCUGAGGAUGUCUCAAGAGGAAUUUGGCUUCUCUAGCGAUGGCAAGAUCACAUUACCUUUUGAUGCCUGUGUGAUGGCGUAUGUGAUGUGUUUGAUUAGGAGAGAGGCCUCUGAAGAGGUUGAGAAGGCGUUCCUGAGCUCCAUAGCAAUGCCUUGCCACAGUGCGAGUUGUGUAGCUUCAGUGAGACUUAAUCAGCAAUUUGCUGUUUGUAGCUAGUGAUAAAUGUUUUUGUUCAGUUGAGUGUAAAUUGAAGAAUUGUAGGGAAUGAAAAGAAUAUACAGAUCUUCUCUCGUCUUAGCAGACCAAAUGAUAAUUUCACUGAAUUUUUUGAUUUCCUCAUGAUUA